AUGAGGCUGAAGAAGGCGAGGCUGAGUGGGAAAGCGCCGGGAACCUUGGUAACGCGCGCGGGUACUGCACGUUAACUGCGCGUGUGGCGUCUGAGCAAGAGAAAGUUGUGACUUGAGUUUCGCGGAUCCGUGUUGGUUGCUGUUUCCCGAAAUGAAGAUCGAGGAGGUGAAAAGCACCUCGAAAACUCAGCGCAUCGCCGCUCACAGCCAUGUCAAGGGGCUGGGGUUGGACGAGAGCGGGGCGGCCAAGCCAGCAGCUGCCGGGCUGGUCGGACAGGAAAACGCACGAGAGGCUUGUGGUAUUAUUGUGGAGUUGAUCAAAAGCAAGAAGAUGGCUGGCAGAGCUGUAUUACUGGCAGGACCUCCUGGGACUGGAAAGACAGCUUUGGCUUUAGCUAUUGCUCAGGAGUUGGGUAGUAAAGUUCCCUUUUGUCCUAUGGUUGGAAGUGAGGUGUACUCUACAGAAAUUAAGAAAACAGAAGUCUUGAUGGAAAAUUUCAGAAGAGCUAUUGGGUUGAGAAUAAAAGAAACCAAGGAAGUUUAUGAAGGUGAAGUCACAGAAUUAACACCAUGUGAGACAGAGAACCCUAUGGGAGGAUAUGGCAAAACCAUUAGCCAUGUCAUUAUAGGACUGAAAACUGCUAAAGGAACAAAACAACUGAAGUUAGACCCCAGCAUCUUUGAAAGUCUGCAAAAGGAAAGAGUGGAAGCUGGCGAUGUGAUUUACAUUGAAGCAAACAGUGGCGCUGUCAAGAGGCAAGGCAGAUGUGACACCUACGCAACAGAAUUUGACCUUGAGGCUGAAGAAUAUGUGCCCUUGCCAAAGGGUGAUGUCCACAAGAAGAAAGAAAUUAUUCAAGAUGUCACCCUUCAUGACUUGGAUGUGGCCAAUGCCAGGCCUCAGGGUGGGCAGGACAUUCUCUCCAUGAUGGGGCAGUUGAUGAAGCCUAAGAAAACCGAAAUCACAGACAAGCUCCGAGGAGAGAUCAACAAGGUGGUAAAUAAAUACAUUGAUCAAGGCAUUGCUGAGCUAGUCCCUGGUGUGCUCUUUGUGGAUGAGGUUCACAUGUUGGAUAUUGAGUGCUUCACAUAUUUGCACCGAGCACUGGAAUCUUCUAUUGCUCCGAUUGUCAUCUUUGCUUCCAACCGGGGGAACUGUGUAAUCAGGGGUACAGAAGAUAUAAUCUCUCCUCAUGGAAUACCUCUGGACCUUCUGGACAGGGUGAUGAUAAUUAGGACCAUGCUGUAUACUCCACAAGAAAUGAAACAGAUCAUAAAGCUUCGUGCCCAGACAGAAAGUAUUAAUAUUAGUGAGGAAGCAUUAAAUCAUCUUGGAGAAAUUGGCACCAAAACAACUUUAAGGUAUGCUGUGCAGUUGCUCACUCCAGCCAAUCUGCUAGCAAAGAUAAAUGGUAAAGACAGCAUAGAAAAGGAGCAUGUUGAAGAAAUAAAUGAACUCUUCUAUGAUGCCAAAUCAUCAGCAAAAAUCCUGGCUGAUCAACAGGAGAAAUACAUGAAGUGAAGCUGUUUGUUCCCCUUUUGUAGUCUUAAGAGCCUCGUUUUAACCCUCUCCAAGUACUUGAAAGAAAAACAAGCAGUUUUGGACUGAGAAGUACAUGAAUACAAAAAAACACUUCCACACCGGGAUGUAGAAUUACCUGUAUUCCUGCUUCAUGUAGACGAUGGGAUGGAACACAGUGAUCUCUCACUUCAGUCCCUCAGUGGUUCCAACACUGUAUUCCUGUAUGAUGAGGGUGCAGAUUGGCACAGCCUUGUGUUAUUCUUUUAGAUUUGAUUGCUAAAUUGCUUAGAGCUGAGCAGGAUGACUGUCUGUUUCUUUUCUGGAUUUUGUUUUUAAAGUAACUAGGGAGAGGAUGGAAAUUUAAAAAAAAGUUUUACUAACAA
Molecule: messenger RNA, 1905 nt
Organism: Heteronotia binoei (common prickly gecko)
Lineage: Eukaryota; Metazoa; Chordata; Lepidosauria; Squamata; Gekkonidae
Gene: RUVBL1
Product: RuvB like AAA ATPase 1
Exons: 11
Coding region: 152-1522 (456 amino acids)
Biological process (GO): box C/D snoRNP assembly; chromatin remodeling; regulation of transcription by RNA polymerase II
Cellular component (GO): R2TP complex; Swr1 complex; NuA4 histone acetyltransferase complex
Molecular function (GO): DNA helicase activity; ATP hydrolysis activity; ATP binding
Source: RefSeq, a predicted model, not a curated record